Acanthopagrus latus (yellowfin seabream) is the source of this 4803-nucleotide messenger RNA. RefSeq lists its product as uncharacterized. NCBI's taxonomy places the organism in Eukaryota, Metazoa, Chordata, Actinopteri, Spariformes, Sparidae. The transcript is spliced from 4 exons. The record is from RefSeq and is a predicted model, not a curated record. Bases 441 to 3014 code for a protein of 857 amino acids.
AAUGGCGUAAUAAUCAAUGUGUGUUGCUCACUAAUUGGAUUAGUACUAUACAUUUUCUAAUCCACAACGGUUGGUUAAGCUUCGAUCACAUGUUUGUGUGUUUGUGUAUGCACACGUGCUCAUUCUUGUGCACGUAUUAGUGGCUUGUUUCAUAAUGUGAGCAUGGCGUCCGAAUGUGGGCGUGCACAAGUGGUGUGCUGAGGGCCUCGUGUGUGCUCGAGGGAGGAGAGACAGCCAGCGCGGCUGUAGAGCUGCAGGCAAAGAGAACUCCUUUGUGUUGAUUGUGCAUCAGUGACCUGAAACAAGACAAGUGUGCAUACUCAGAAAUGUGUGUCUAUCAUUUGGGGAGCGUCUUCAAAGCAUUUUGUUAACAGACUGACUGGCUGCUGGCCGAACAUCCUGACUGCUCCAAACGGUUUUACAUCAGCAGAUUUGUCACCAUGGCAUCAGAGCCUGAGGCUUGGCAGGAGAAGGGUCCUGUCAACUCGCUCGACGAGCGGGUCAAUGAGUCCUGGGCGAGAGGUGAAGUGGGUGCGAUCACGAGCCGCGACUCCCUUCUGCAAGACAAAAAGGCACCGAGGGCGGAACCUGAAGAGGACAUUGACAUCCUGGAGCCUGGAGUUGAAGAGGAAACUUUGGCAGAAAAACAAACACUCUCAAGAACCGAAAUAGCUGAUGUUACCAAGUUGGAAAAUCAGGAAUCAACAAGAAUUAGUGUUUGCACCCUCGGGGAGACAAAAGAGAUUGUGACAGAAUCAGAACAAGUUGCCCAACCAUCAGAAGCACUACAGACUCGUAGGGAAUCUGAGGAGUCUGUUGAUCUAUGCCAGGAUGUUUUACCGCCUACUCCUCCCAUUAGAGCUUUAUCAACAGAAGAAUGCUUUGAGACAGAGGGCUUCUCCGGUCUGGAGGGGGAGGUGGCUGAGUGGAUCAGUGAUGCUGAGAUAAUGUCAGAUGCAACAGAGGACCUCACGUCCCCCGACAGCCAGAACAGUGAAGAUUGGCCUCAUGCACCUCCCCUCACUGAUCCAUUAGAUAGAGAGGAUUCUACACCUGAGGAGAUGACAGGAGAUAAUAUGACAAAAGAGGAGAACGUCACGCAGAUGAACUUCUUACCAGAUGGUAACAGUGAGCUUGAAAAUAAUAUGUCAGGGGCUGCGGCUUCUGUAAUAAAUUCAACUCAUCAUUCUCCCCAUGACGGAAACAAUUCGGAUGAUGAAUAUACUGUGUCGUCCCCUCCGUUCGCUGAUGAAAGUGAAGAAGAACAGGAAGUGAGUAGUGAUAUUAUGUCUUGUCAGCAGCAAUGUCCUACACUGGAUAUCAGGGGCGGGCCUCUCCAGCCUUCAUGUUCAGUUUGCAUUGAACAAACCUCACAUCUGCCUUCAGUUCCCUCGGUCGAACAGAGGGAGGAGCUGUUGACCCAGAGUCACCGUGAACUCGCCCCCAGGGGAGCAAACCAGGAAGCCGCACGACAGGUGCUCGGCCAGGGCUCGCCACCUUUGUCAACCGUUGCCAUGGAGCUGUCUGAUCUGGGCGGGGCGGCUUCUCAGGGCUCUGGCUGUGUUGCAGCUGUGAGAGAAAGGCACAGCCAGGAGGGGGGAAGGACAGAGGGAGAACGCAAGCAAACAGGUGGAGAGGAAGGGCACAUAGAGGGUGGACUUGAAAGGAGCAAGCAGCAACAAGGCGGAGGGCUGUCAAGGACUUCAAAAACGGUGAGAACACAAGAGCUUAAGACAGAGAGAUACAGAUUUGUGUCUUCCAAACACACCAGGAUGGAGAGUGACUCGUAUGAUGACAGCCAGAGUGACAGCGGAGUUUCAGCGGACUUCUCCCCAUGCAGCACUUUGGAGGGCAACACUACCACCUCUACAGGCGCUCCACCAGCGGCACUCAAAGAGACUCCCAUUGAGAGGGAGAUCCGACGAGCUAUUGAGCGUGAACAGAGCCUGAGAAGGUCCAGAGGGCUGCCGAAUCCACCCACCACACCAGAGUAUGUAGAGCUCCCCCUGCGGAAGACCGUUCUCUGCCAGUCGUUGACUGCUAAUCCUGAAAGAUGUCAAAGCAAAGACAGGCAGUUUGCCGGCAAGAAGAUGCAGCAUGAGAUCCACGAGGAGGUUCGGAGGGAGCAAGAUCUGGUCAAGCUUGGGAAAGUUCCGGGCAUCUAUGACAAAGGCACGGUACGUCAACUUAAAGAGAAGAAGCAGCUUUUUGAGGCCUUUCAGACACCCGAUGACUUCAUUUUGACUGUGUCGACGAGGAGUAAGGUGACGUCCUGGUCUUCUGCCAGUGACAUUUCAACCCUAGAGAACCAGGAGGACAUCUCAUCAACCGUAGAGGGAUCCAGUGUUGGGAGGAGUCUUACACAGAGCCCAAAUUCAGCGAAAGGAGGGAGUUCCACUGCUCUGACUCCCCGAGGACCAGGCUUCUCUGAGGGAAGAGGCUGUCAGGUCAUCAUCCUGGAGAAUAACCUGGGUGUCCCAGAUCAGAGGCUCUACCCCACCAAAACAGAGGCCAAGCCCGUCACUGUGCUUGACUCUGGACGUCCAAACGUCGCAUCAUCAAGGACAGGAGGACAUGGUUGGAUUAAGGGUAGAGAGCAGGAACAAGAGGAAGAGGUCGCACCCAAGGAGAACCCCUUUUUCAAGCUGCGCUCCUCAACCAAUGUUGUCAAAGUGGAACAGGACAUCCGGGAGGCUCAGGAGAGGGAGAAGGAGCUUCACAAGCAAAGGAUUAGUCUGUACGGGGGCACGGAGGGCUCAAAGGGAGGGGGGAUGGGAGGAGGGGGAGGAGGCGGGAGGCCAGCCAGCAGAGAAGGAAAGAGUCCAACGUUUUCUUCUACUUCACUGAAUGGACUUGCUGUUCCUGAUUCCUCUGGUUCAUCUUCCAGGGGGGUAACUGGACCCCCAGCAGCACGCCAGUCAGUUGGCAAGUUCGGCUUGUGGCCCCCGGCCCAGGCUGAAGAGGAGAAGAUUAACCGUCCAGAGACCUGGUCCCUGAUUACAAUUAAGGAAUAAACGGAGGAUCGCGGGAGAAAUUGGUCUCAGUUGUUGACUUAGUCACACUGAACAUGGCCCCAGAUCACAGCCGCAUUAACCUCCCUCUGACCGAGCUAAUGAUGCUCAUCCAAAGAGAUGUCCUUUGGAGGAAGUUCAUCCCACUCUUUUUUGUUUUUUUAAUCUUUUUUCCUCCUUUCUCCUGUGGCUUAUUGGUCUCCUACUCACUCUCACAUCUGAUGUUUCUACUUUUUUAUCCUCUUUUUCAUCUCCCUCUCUGUUUCUGUCUUCCUGCUUCUUUUACGUUGCAGUCACCGCUUACUGCUGCUCAUUCCCAUCUUUUCGCCCAGGUCCCCUACAGUCCCCGGACCCCCAGACAGAAGACCCCUCUGGUACAGCGCUGGGAGCUGGGCUUGGUCAACGGACACAAUGAGGAAGACGACUGAGGAGAUGUCGAGGUUUCCAACUGAGGGACGGGCAGAAGAAGCUCACCCAGACCUAUAGUUUUUGAAAUAGAGGGCUGAAAGACUGUGUGAUUAAGAAAAAAAAAAAAAAAAAAAGGAGGACGGUAUGAGAAAAGUGGGAACAGACUAGGGGAGGGAGCGGUGACAAAGAGGAGGAAAGAGAGAAUGUGAAGUGAGAACGAGGUCAGGGAUUGAGGCUACAAAGGGGGUCAGGAGGAUUGGGAGCGAGGAAAAGGAUUGGCGGUGGACUAAAAAACCCUGAAGAGUCCUUCAGCGGGGAGCAGAGAAAACGGAGGAGAAGGGCUACCUAUUAGUGGAUAAGCACUUGGGUCUGGAAAACUCUGCGACUAAUGAAUGUAAAAAGGCAAACACUAAUAAUAAUGAUGCUAAUACUGCACUGGAAAGAAUGUAAAUUUAAGAAGAAUGCCAUGUCAGAGUUAAUAACGACCUAUUAUUUGUUUUUUAGAUUUAGAUUUGUACAGUAUCUGAUAGAAAUACUAUGUAUCAUCACCAUUUUCAUGCCUUUACUGACUUACUACACUGAGUUAAAGUUUAUUUCACCUACACAAUCAACUGCAAUCCCGCACAAUAGCCAUGCAAUAAAUCCCACCCUUUCUUACAGCUCAGUCGCUUCAGUUUUUAUUGACGCUGUCGUCUGUGUGGUCAUUUCAGAGGCCGUGGUGCAGCUGCACUGACUGCGUUAAACUGAAACUUGUCUCUUAUAUUGACUCCAUUUACAUAUAUAGAGGGGCAUAAAGUUAGAAAACACUUCUCAGCAUAGUGGACUCCAGUGCAGCGCCAACACUCAUUAUAGCCAGUGGCACAAGGAGACUUAAUCUAAUUGUUACUUAAAUGAUAAGUUCACCCAAAAAUGAAAAUGCAGUCGUUAUCUACUGACCCUCUUGUCUAUGAAGAGCUCACAGCACAUUUGUGGCGCUUCAUGUGGAAACAGAGUGGCAGCAUUCCCCUAAACAACUGAAGUAGAGGGGGACUUCUUUUAAAAUAAUAAAAACAAACAAGAGAAUGAAAUACAUGAACUGGCUCCAUACAGCCCGUCCAGUGCAAUCCAAGUCUCCAUCAUCUCUUAAAUCCCAAAUUAGUUUUAAAAGACAUUAAGACCCCGCAUGUGCUGGGUGUACACUUUUAGCUUGGCAGCUACAGUGAAGAAUUCAUGUUAAAAAUUGCUUGAAAAAACAUCUCUUCAUCGACAGGGGGUUGAGUAGAUACUGAUUGAUUUUUGCAUUUUUUGGAGAACUUUAGUCCUUUAAUGACAUUGUUGAAGUGUUUCACAUGAACUGGUUGCUCAGUCUGUACAGUCUUAAUCCAAUAAAUAGCUUUGUCUUCUA